Messenger RNA from Bactrocera tryoni, 1997 nucleotides. RefSeq names its product cytochrome P450 CYP12A2-like. The record is from RefSeq and is a predicted model, not a curated record. Gene Ontology annotation, molecular function: oxidoreductase activity, acting on paired donors, with incorporation or reduction of molecular oxygen; heme binding; monooxygenase activity. NCBI's taxonomy places the organism in Eukaryota, Metazoa, Arthropoda, Insecta, Diptera, Tephritidae. The transcript has 7 exons. Bases 133 to 1806 code for a protein of 557 amino acids.
CGUCGAAACAGUAAGCUUACAAGAGCGGUAGUGAUCAGUAGUAUAUCUCUAUUGAACAAGUUUUAAAAUAUUCUUAAUGCUGUGUGCAUACUAAAUUGUUGUAAUUUACUUGAUGUAAUCAAACCACUCAAAAUGUUAUCGCGCUUAUUAAUUAAGUGGGAUGCAAUAGUAGAGCGUUCGUUGAGUUCAGCGGCUUUAAGGGGAUAUGCAACAGCUGUGCAGCAAAAGCAGGAAACCCAAGGUACUUUUACUACCAAUAAUUGGGAAAAUGCGCGUCCAUAUUCUGAGUUACCAGGGCCAAGCAAAUAUGAAAUGCUUCGUGGAAUUUUACCAGGAGCCUCACAGUUGUUCAACCAAACUAUUUUGGUACGAUUUUUUCCAAUACAAAUUUUAAAACCAAUACCGAAAUGUGUGUUCCAUAAGAAAACAUUUAUUGAAAUAAUUAGAACCAUGACACACAUAUAUGGCGAUAUCUAUCGAUUUCCUUCCGUGUUCGGCAGACCAGAAAUGGUUAUGAAUUUUAAUCCAAAUGAUUAUCCAAUAAUAUUUCGAAACGAGGGUAUUUGGCCAGAACGUCGUACUUUCGGAACUUUAUAUUAUCAUCGUAAGGUGCACAGAAAGGAUUUUUUUCAAGACGUUGAAGGACUAUUGACCACAAGAGGCGAAGAAUGGGGAAAAAUACGUACCGCCGUUAAUCCAGUGCUAAUGCAACCCAAAAAUGCCAGACUCUAUUUAAAUACGUUACUGGAAGUCAAUGACGAAUUUCUCGAAAGAAUACGUCACAUACGCGAUCCUUUGACACUCGAAGUGCCCGAUGACUUUAUUGAUGAUAUUAAUCGUCUCACCUUAGAGGGCGUGGUGAGCAUUGCCCUCAAUACCCGUUUAGGCAUGAUACAUAAAAAUCGUGAUAGUCCGGAAAGUAAAACACUUUUGAAAGAAAUACGCAAUUUUUUCGCCUUGUCGGAAGAGAUAGAACUCAAGUUAUCCAUUUGGAAGAUAAUCAAAACACCGACGUUCCAUAAACUGAUGAAAACAUUAGAUACGCUUAUAGUACUGUGCAAUAAAUAUAUUGAUGAGGCGCUAAAACGAAUAGAUUCGGAUAGUGAGGGUAAAUUCACCUCAGAGGUGGGCAAGGAGAAGAGUGUUUUAGAGAAACUAUUGAAAAUUGAUCGCAAAAUCGCUGUUGUUAUGGCAAUGGAUAUGAUGAUGGCUGGCGUCGAUACGACAAGCUCCACUUUAACGGGCAUAUUAUUUUGCAUCGCCAAAAAUCCAGAGAAACAACAGAAACUAUUCGAGGAACUCAAAAGUAUUUUACCAAAUAAGGACUCGCGUUUGACAAUUGAGAAUAUGACAAACCUUCCAUAUCUACGCGCUUGUAUUAAGGAAGGCAUGCGCUAUCAUCCCAUUAUAAUUGGCACAAAUCGUCAGCUGCCGAAUGAAGUUGUGCUGAGUGGAUAUCGCAUACCGGCCGGUAUUGAUAUUUCGGUUGCUUCCAAUUUGCUAUUGCGCAAUGAGAAAUUUGUGGAAGAGCCAAAUAAAUAUAUACCAGAGCGUUGGCUGCGUAAUGACAACGAGGGUAAAAAAUAUCAACUCAAUAACCCUUUUCUAUUUCUUCCCUUCGGCUUCGGUCCACGCAGUUGUGUGGGCAAGCGCAUUGUGGAUCUUGAAUUAGAGGUUACGUUGGCGCGAUUGGUGCGCAAUUUCAUGAUUGAAUUCAAUUAUUCAACGGAAAAUGCUUUUACCCAGAAGUUAAUUUUCCUACCAGCUAUACCAUUGAAAUUCAGAUUCGCUGAAAGAAAGGAGUGAAGAUACGAUGAUUGAUUGGAUCGUAUAAGUAAAGAAAAGUCAUUUAUAAACUCGUUUUAUGAAGCGUUUCACUAAGUUUCUAUGAGUGGAAUAUGUUUGUAUUAGCAAAGAUAAUUAGAGCUCAAUAUGUAAAAUAUAUGUAUAUGCCAAUAAAAUAUAUUUAUAAAUUAUAAACUAUUAUAACAAGAAAA